AUGGCGUCCAGAGAGGUCAGCAUCCAGAUGGCGUGGGUACUGAACGGCCAGCCGUGGUGUGCCCCGUCCCCGGAGCCGCUUCUCCUUCGUGUGCCGUCGCGGGCCGCCAGCAUUUCUUCAAUGGAUGCCGCCGAUGCCGUUGUUUCCGGCGGCAGGACCACCAAGGAAGCGGCCGCGGCUUCUUACGCUGAGACGUCGAGCUCUGUCUUGAUCAGCGUGCCAGGCUCGCCUUCGGGGCUCCACCUCGCGCAGCUUGGCAUGCCGCCGUUCGUCCGCGCCAACGAGACCGGCGUGGACGCCCCUGCCGUGCCGCCGAGCGAGUCGAAGGUCGAGCGGGUUCACCACCCGGCCGUGCCACCGAGCGAGUCGAUGGUCGAGCGGGUUCACCACCCGGCAGUGCCGCAGCUGCUGAAGCAGGCCCGGCACCACUCGCAGCCGUCCUUGGUUGUUAGAGUCGGCGGCGAGGUGCCGGCGGUGCUGCGGAGCGACAGCAUGCGGGAGCGAGACCGGCGGUUUGACCAAUUCAAGACGUUCUCUGGCCGCCUUGAACGACAGCUCUCCAGCCUCCGUGGGGUGCCACAGAACACCGACGUGGAAAAAGGUGCGGCAUCAAAGAUCUCAGAGGAGGACACCGACGAGGACGAUGAAGUGCCCACCGCCGACCGCUACUUCGCCGCGCUCGAAGGACCCGAGCUCGAGACACUUCGGUCGACAGAGGUGGCCGUGUUGCCUAAGGACGAGACAUGGCCGUUCCUGCUCCGGUUCCCCAUCAGCGCCUUUGGGAUGUGCCUUGGCGUGAGCAGCCAGGCCAUGCUCUGGAAGACCCUGCAGACGGAGCCUUCCACCAAGUUUCUUCACGUGCACCCGGUCGUCAACCACGUCCUCUGGUGGGUCUCCGUCGCACUCAUGGGGGUCGUCUCAAUCACCUACCUCUUGAAGAUCGUCUUCUACUUCGAGGCCGUCCGCCGUGAGUUCCAUCACCCGGUGCGCGUCAACUUCUUCUUCGCGCCAUGGAUCGCCUGCCUCUUCCUCGUCAAGGGUUUGCCACAUCCGGUGUGGGAGAUCCACCACGCCGUCUGGUAUGUGCUCAUGGCUCCCAUCUUGUGCCUCGACCUUAAAAUCUACGGACAAUGGAUGUCUAGCGGCGAGCGACGCCUCUCUAAGGUGGCUAACCCAUCCAACCACCUUGCCGUCGUCGGCAACUUCGUCGGUGCGCUGCUAGGCGCCAGGAUGGGACUCCGAGAGCUGCCCAUCUUCUUCUUUGCUGUCGGGUUGGCCCACUAUGUCGUGCUCUUCGUCACUCUCUAUCAGCGGCUCCCGACCAACGUGCAACUCCCCAAGGAGCUCCACCCAGUGUUCUUCCUUUUCGUUGCCGCACCUAGCGUUGCAUCCAUGGCGUGGACAAGGAUCUCUGGCGAGUUCAACAAUGGUGCUAAGCUCCUUUACUUUGUCUCACUAUUCCUCUAUGUGUCGCUGGUGGUACGCGUCAACCUCUUCCGGGGGUUUAGGUUCUCCCUGUCAUGGUGGGCAUACACAUUCCCGAUGACGAGUGUGGCCUUGGCGACAGUGUUGUAUGCAUCAGAGGUAGACAACAUGCUGACACGGGCACUGGCAGUCGGAUUGUCAGGAAUCGCUGUUGUCACAGUCACCAGCGUCCUAGCCACCACCAUGUACCAUACCUUCGUGCGCAAGGACCUCUUCCCCAACGACGUAUCCAUCGCCAUCACAUGGCGAAGGCCCAAGUUUAGCAAGAUCCUCGCGCACCUUCGGUCGUCGAGCUCUGAUGUCAAGGAGCUUGUUCUCUCCAUCCCAAAUUUCAGUUCCAAUUCCAAGCAGGGCGCAUACUCCGAUGAUGCCGGCUCCAACUCCAGGAUGAGCGGGAGUGUCGGCGAGUCUCCAGUGGCGCACGGGCAUCGAAGAACAGAGUGUUAG
Triticum turgidum subsp. durum (durum wheat) is the source of this 1932-nucleotide messenger RNA. Lineage: Eukaryota; Viridiplantae; Streptophyta; Magnoliopsida; Poales; Poaceae. The record is from the annotation of a GenBank genome assembly.